AUGGCUCAAAUAGAAAUGGAUACUCAUAAUUUGGAAUUUCAUGGAGCUGAAGCAGAAUAUGUUCCAAAUCGAGUUCAAGCGAAUCACCCAUAUGGGCUUCCAACACCGUCCGCUCCACCCACGAUAGAGGCAGCGUGGUUGCCGACGCCCCAAGCCCCUCACUCAAAUGAGCCGAAUGCGAUCUACCACCACCACCACCAAGGAGCAAUAUAUCAGCAACCUCCUCCUCCGGCGCCAAGUUAUCCUCAAGAUAUAGGGCAAAGGCCUUUUGCUUCAACUUACGCAUCACAUUCGCAACACUUUCAGCAAGCUGCUUACCAGGUUCCUCCAGGGUAUAUUGUUAUGGCACCAUACGUUCAUUCUACUUACCAGCAGCAUGUUGAGGGCUGGAAAACUGGCCUCUUCGAUUGCAUGGAUGACCCAAUCAAUGCUCUGAUUACAGUUUGCUUCCCAUGCGUGACGUUCGGGCAGGUCGCAGAGAUUGUGGACGAGGGUCGUACCUCAUGUGCAAGCAGUGGAUUGCUUUACGGUGUGAUAGCAUUGUUGAUAGGGAUUCCCUGCAUAUUGUCGUGCGGAUACCGCACCAAACUUAGGAGCAAGUUUCAGCUAUCCGAGUCUCCAGCCCCGGACUGGGUUGUGCAUUGUUUUUGCGACUGUUGCGCUCUUUGUCAAGAAUAUAGAGAACUUCAUCAACGAGGCUGGGAUCCAUCUGCAGGGUGGCAUGGAAACCUAGCAAGGAGACAAAACAUGCAGCAGCAACAGCAAUAUGUGAUGAUGGCACCAAUAAACCAAACAAUGAUGGGUUGA
Messenger RNA from Gossypium raimondii (Peruvian cotton), 807 nucleotides. Its product is annotated as protein PLANT CADMIUM RESISTANCE 6. The record is from RefSeq and is a predicted model, not a curated record. Lineage: Eukaryota; Viridiplantae; Streptophyta; Magnoliopsida; Malvales; Malvaceae. Bases 1 to 807 code for a protein of 268 amino acids. The transcript is spliced from 4 exons.